This is a messenger RNA of Mercurialis annua (annual mercury), 2156 nucleotides long. RefSeq names its product putative clathrin assembly protein At2g01600. Gene Ontology annotation, cellular component: clathrin-coated pit; clathrin-coated vesicle. The transcript is spliced from 15 exons. The record is from RefSeq and is a predicted model, not a curated record. Lineage: Eukaryota; Viridiplantae; Streptophyta; Magnoliopsida; Malpighiales; Euphorbiaceae. Gene Ontology annotation, biological process: vesicle budding from membrane; clathrin-dependent endocytosis; clathrin coat assembly. Gene Ontology annotation, molecular function: clathrin heavy chain binding; phosphatidylinositol-4,5-bisphosphate binding; SNARE binding. Bases 218 to 1957 code for a protein of 579 amino acids.
ACAAAAGAAAAGAAAUAGGCAUCUAAAUUUAAUUUGUGUACACUUUUCUUCUCCGCUGAUCUUUCAACCAUUUUUUCUCUCCAAGAAAUCCAAGGCCCAAUCAAGACGCUCUGUAUCUACUGAUCCGCCAUAGAUACACAGAGAGAGAGAGCGCAAAACACGAGGAUCAGAUUUAUUAAAUUUUGGUUAGUUUUUGUAUAUAAAUAGAAUUUUAGCAAUGGGAACGCUCCAGUCAUGGCGGAAAGCUUAUGGCGCUCUCAAAGAUUCCACUAAAGUCGGCCUCGCUCAUGUCAAUUCCGAUUUUGCGGAUCUGGAUGUGGCUAUAGUCAAAGCAACCAAUCACGUUGAAUGUCCGCCCAAAGAACGGCAUCUUAGAAAGAUAUUGAUUGCUACUUCGGCAAUUCGGCCUCGUGCCGAUGUUCAAUACUGUAUUCAUGCUAUUUCUCGCCGGUUAGCCAAGACUCAUAACUGGACGGUUGCUUUGAAAACGCUGAUUGUUGUUCAUAGAUUAUUACGGGAGGGUGAUCCUACUUUCAGAGAAGAAUUACUGAACUUCUCGCAGCGAGGACGCAUUCUCCAACUUUCCAAUUUUAAGGAUGAUUCAAGUCCUAUUGCUUGGGAUUGCUCUGGCUGGGUACGUACAUAUGCACUAUUUUUGGAGGAACGGCUUGAAUGUUUUAGAAUUCUGAAGUAUGAUAUUGAAGCCGAGCGUCUUCCAAGACCUGCGACCCAAGGGCAGGAUAAGCAGGGGUACAGCAGAACUAGGGAUUUGGACAGUGAAGACCUAUUAGAACAAUUGCCUUCCUUGCAGCAACUGCUAUAUCGUCUUGUUGGUUGUCGGCCAGAAGGUGCAGCUGUUGGCAAUUAUGUUAUACAGUAUGCUCUAGCACUGGUAUUAAAGGAGAGUUUUAAAAUAUAUUGCGCUAUUAAUGAUGGAAUUAUCAAUCUUGUGGACAAGUUUUUUGAGAUGCCAAGACAUGAAGCUAUCAAGGCCCUUGACGUGUACAAACGUGCUGGCCAGCAGGCUGGUAGUCUUUCAGAUUUCUACGAAGUUUGCAAAGGAUUGGAACUUGCUAGGAACUUCCAGUUUCCUGUUUUGAGAGAACCUCCACAAUCCUUUCUAACAACCAUGGAAGAGUAUAUAAAAGAGGCACCCAGGAUGGUAACUGCUCCAAAUGAGCCAUUGCUUCAAUUGACAUACAGACCAGACGAGGGUCUUUCUGAGACUGAAGAUGUUACAUUACCAAGUGAUGAACCUGAACCCGUGCCUUCAGAUGCUGUUGCAGUUGUCAAUGUUGAAACCCCUCCACCAGCAGCUCCUCCGAUACCACCGCCUCAAAACAACAUGGACACUGUGGAUCUACUGGGAUUGAAUUUUUUUGCCCCUGAUGCCUCAGCCAUUGAAGAAAGAAAUGCAUUGGCUCUGGCUAUAGUUCCUACAGAACAGGAUGCUGCACCAACUUUCAGUUCUGGCGCUGGUCCAACAAAUUUUGAUCCUACAGGAUGGGAACUGGCCCUAGUUACGACUCCAAGCCCUAACAUUUCUUCGGUUAACGAUAGACAAUUGGCGGGUGGAUUGGACACGCUCACUCUCAACAGUUUAUACGAUGACGGGGCAUAUAGAGCUUCCCAACAGCCUGUUUACGGAGCACCAGCUCCCAAUCCGUUCGAGUCGCACGAUCCAUUUUCAAUGUCAAACGGCAUUCCUCCUUCUUCUGGAGUUCAAUUGGCAACAAUGGCUCAACAGCCUCCCAAUAAUCCCUUCGGUACAUAUCAACAUGUUUUCCAUCCACAGCCGCAACAGCAACAACUGCAACAGCAACAGCAACAGCAACAGCAACAUAUGAUGAUGGGCGCUUCAAAUCCGUUUCUGGAUACAGGGUUUGGGACAUUUCCGGUGAAUCCGGUUACUCACCCUGCCGCUAGCAAUCCAUUUGGAAGCACAGGGCUUUUGUAAUAACAUGUGUGGAAAAUGUAAUUUAGGUGGUGCAGUUUAUUUGUCGAUUGAAAAUGAGCGAGGGAAUGUGAAUCAUAAGGUUGAUGGUUUGCAGGAUGAAUGAUGAGUUCGUUUGGGUUGUAAAAGUUAGGAAGUGAAUAGUGUAUUAUGUAAUAACUAGUCUAUAUGGAUCAGUAUUAUUGUAAGCGAUUUUUUGAAA